Messenger RNA from Penicillium maclennaniae, 1116 nucleotides. RefSeq names its product TatD family hydrolase. The transcript has a single exon. Gene Ontology annotation, molecular function: hydrolase activity, acting on ester bonds. The coding region runs from base 1 to 1116 and encodes 371 amino acids. NCBI's taxonomy places the organism in Eukaryota, Fungi, Ascomycota, Eurotiomycetes, Eurotiales, Aspergillaceae. The record is from RefSeq and is a predicted model, not a curated record.
AUGUCUCGAGAUGACUUCCCCUGGGACAUUGGCGUCUACGAUGCCCAUUGUCACCCCACUGAUACCAUGGCUGCGGUGGCCAGCAUCGCCGCCAUGAAAGCCACGACGUUGACUGUCAUGGCCACGCGCGGAGAAGACCAAGAGCUCGUGCGCCAGAUAGCCCAGUCACUUAAUGGCGACGGAGCUCACAAGGUACUACCUUGCUUCGGAUGGCAUCCGUGGUUCUCCCACCAGAUCAUGGAUGACUCUCAAUCAACCCCGGUGCACAAAGAUUCCCACUACAAAGCCGUGCUCUCGCCGACCCCCGAUGAUCCCGAGUUCAUCAAGCACCUCCCAACACCAAAGGUACUGUCGGAUCUAAUAUCGGAAACAAGAGACCGCCUACAGCAGUUUCCCAAUGCCCUCGUAGGGGAGAUCGGACUGGACAAAUCAUUCAGAUUACCCGGCAUCUGGACACCGCAAGACCUGGAAAGCCGAGACGGCCAGCUCACGCCAGGAUCACGCGAAGGACGUCGUCUAUCACCGUACAAGGUGAAAAUGGAGCAUCAGCGAGCCGUGCUAGGCGCGCAGCUCCGUCUUGCUGGAGAAUUGGGCCGCGCAGUCUCAGUACACAGCGUCCAAGCGCACGGUGCGGUCCUAGAGAUCUUGAAAGAACUUUGGGUCGGCCACGAACGAAAAGUGAUGUCCCGACGAGAAAGAGAGCGACAAAGAGACGCAGAGGGAGCCAUUUCCGAUGACGAGAAAGAAAUAGAGAAGGAACAUACACCCAGAAACCCCUUACCUGCUCCAUUUCCUCCACGGAUCUGCAUGCAUUCUUACUCCGGGCCUGUCGAGACGAUCCGUCAGUUCCUGAACAGGGCGAAUCCGUCGGAUGUAUAUUUCUCUUUUUCGGCGGUGAUUAACUUUAGUGGCGUGCAGGCAAAGAAGGCCUGUGAUGUGAUUAGGGCAUUGCCGGAUGAUCGCAUCCUGGUUGAAAGUGACUUGCAUGUGGCCGGGCCGCAAAUGGAUCAAUUGUUGGAGGAAGUGACGCGGCAGAUCUGUGAUUUGCGAGGGUGGGAGUUACGGCACGGGGUGCAGCUGCUAGCUGAUAAUUGGAAGCGGUUUGUUUUCGGCUGA